AGUUUGGUUAUGAACUAUAUUUACAUAUAUUUCGCAACGAGAAAAAUAAUAAUUAUUUAUUAUAUAUGUAAUUGAAUUUUUCAUUAAAAAAUGAAUAAUGAAACAGAUAUUAAUUCUGUUUUAAAGUCAUCUACCGUGUCAUGCAUUACUAUCGAAGAUGACAGCGACGAAAUAGAAGUAAUAGAUCUCGAUGAUGAAAUUGAGAAUGAUGUGAAAACUUAUUCAUUCCAUGAAAACAAUGCUUCGAAUACAUUUAUUGAUAUAUUAGAUACACAAUCUAAUAUUGAAGAUAAUAAUUUACAUCCCUUAGAUGAUCCUCUAGUAACUGAAUCAAAUGAAAAUAAUGAAGAAAAAACAAAAGACAAUAAUGAUAUCGAUGACGAAGAUAAUAAUGAUGUUGAUGAAGAUAAUGAUUGCGAGAAUGAUGCAAAUCAAUUCAAAUCACGUAUUUCAUUAUGUUUACAUAAAUGUUAUUUAAAAGUAUCUGAGAUUGAUCGAAAGGAAGCAUAUAAUGAAUUUCGUACAAGAAAAACGCAGGAUUUAAAAUUUCAAUUAAUGAACGAAUUAAUUGAAACUGAAUUUAAAACAACGAGUAAUCGUCAUUAUUCAAGAUUUUUUCUCAGCACAAGAGCAGAACGUAAAAAUGUUUGUAAAAUGUGUUUCAUGUGUUGUAUGCAUAUGACAAGGGAUUUUCUCAAUUUGUAUUUUCGAUAUAAAUUUAAAUACAGCAAACAAAUGAAGAAAGCAAAUUGUGCCGUCAAUAAUUCAGGUUCAAAUGAAGAGUUUAAUGAAUUGAAAAAUUUAGUAACAACAAUUAAUAUUAUUGAUGAGGAAAAUCUUGACGAGGAUGACACUGCAUUGAGGGAGAAAAUAUUAAAACUUGGUUGGAUGAGAAUUCCUGAUUGUAAAAAUAUGUGUUCAACAGGUGUAUCAAAGGAAGAGCAAAAGAAAAUUUUCGUCUCUUAUUGGUUUAAAUCAACAAGAGAAGAGAGAUAUAAAUUUAUCUCAGACAUGACAGAUGUUUCAUAUAAGAAUUCAAAAAUUACAUUUUCCUAUCAUCUUUAUACAAAUAUGGGAAUUGUUAAUGUUUGUCGAUCUUGUUUUUCAAUUGCUCUUAAUGAACAACAUUCAUUUAUUCAUCAAGCAUUGCAAAUAAAAUGUUUUAAAUUACAAUUAUCAAAUACAAUUGAAAUAUCGAAAAAUGAGACAUCGGAAAAAAUUAUUGAUUUGGAUAUGGAAAUUAAUCAGGAAGAUAAAAAAGAAUUGACAGAUAAAAAUAAUCAUGAAUUAAAAAUAAUUGAUAUGGAAAAAGAAUUAAAAGACAUAAACGAAAAGAAUGAUGAUAAUGAUGAUAAUAAUGAGGAGGAUAAUUUUGAUGAUAUAUUUGAGACAAUGGAAAAUUUAAAAUAUGCAUGUGUUAACAAUUAUUUAGAGGAUAAAUAUAAUAUAAGAUUAUCAGCGCGUGGUUGUGGUUGUUAUUUAAAUAUAACAAGAGACACUAGUAAACGUAGUUUUUAUUUAUUUUGGAAUAAAAAAUUAACAUCGAGAAUCAAUUAUAUCAUUGAAUUAACUGAAUUACCAAAAAAUUCAUGGAAAAUACCAAAAUUAGCUUUACAACGUGCAAAAUUUUUAUUUUUCAGUACACGUGGAAAACCACGUCGUAUUUGUAAAAUUUGCUUUCUUUCUGUUCUUGAUAUUUCAAAAAUAUUUUUGGAUUCAGUUGUGGAGGAAAAAAUCAAAAGAGUAAGGGAAAAUGUUACCUAUGUGAAACAAGUAGUUGAAGAAUCAAGAAAUUUUCAAACAAUAUUAAAAAAUGACAAAGUCAUUGAAAGUAAAUUAUCAAAAGGUUGGCGACGCUUGGAAAAUUGUAAACAUAAUUGUGUCACAAGAAUAAGUGUAAACGAUCAGGAAAAUAUAUUUAAUUCCUAUUGGCUGAAUUCAACACCUGAAUCAAGAUAUGAAUUUAUUGAUUCAAUGGUGGUAAGUGUAAAGAAAAAAAAAGUUUUUUGGAAUGCAUUUUAUCUCAAUACAAGUAAAGGUAGAGAGAGAGUAUGUAGAAGUUGUUUUCGUUUAGUUAUUAAUGAAUCGCAAGUAUUUAUGUUGGAUGCUUUACAAAGAAAACCACGAAUUGUUGAACCUGAACUUGAAUUUAAUGAAAAUCAUCUUCAAAAUGUUAAUGCCACAGAGUUUGAAAUUGACGAUAAUAAUUGUCAUUCCACAACUUCGGUAAAUAAUGACAAUGAGGAUGAUGGUGAUGAUAACGAAGAUGAUGUUGAAGUUGAUAUCGAAGAUGAUAACGAAGAUGAUAAUGAUGAUGAUAAUUAUAACAAUGAGAAUGAAGAUAAUGAUGAUUCGACAAUUACAAAACGUUUUCAUCAGCCUCCUUUUGAAAUAUUACUCAACGAAUGGACACCAUUGAAACCAUGUUCACGUGGUUGUAAUUUAUUAAUAACAGAUGAUAGACAAAAAGAAAUUUUCGUAUCCUAUUGGAAAGAUACAACAAAUAAAAUGAGAACAAAAUUUAUACUCGAAAUGGUUGAUGUUAAACCAACGCUAUCAUAUCGUAGUCACACACCAUCAAAUAGACGUUACCAUACAUUUUUCUAUUUUUAUGUAAACACAACAAUGAGAAUGCAAAAAGUUUGUAAACUUUGCUUUAAAACUGUUCUUCUAAUAAGUCAUAGUUUUAUAAAAAAAAUUCUCGAUGACAUUUACUUUUCCAUUAUUGUAAAAUCGAAAAAUAAGAAUGAAAAUAAUGAUGAUGAUGAUGAUGAUGAUUAUGAUGAUUAUAAUAGUACAUUGAUAAGUCAACAUUUACAACCAGAACACAAUGAAGAGACAAUGAAUAAAAUGUAUUAUUUAAAUGAAAAAUUUUGUAAAUGCCCAACAAAACAAAGACACAAUUGGAGUCCAUUGCUUCCUUGUAUCAAUAAUUGUCAUUUAAAAUUAACCGACAAUGAACAGAGAAAUAUUUUCCUCACUUAUUGGGAAAAGAAAUCAUUUGAUUCACGUUUUAAUUUCAUUAAUGGUCGUACGGAACUUAUUCUUCAUGAAAAUUGUGAUAAAUUAAAUAAAAUGAUAUUUCGUACUGGAUAUUAUUUUGUCACACAUCAAGGUCGUCAGAAAUUUUGCAAAUAUUGCUUUUAUCAUAUUCUCGAUGUGUCCGAAACCUUUAUGUCCGCUAUUUUUCAUCAAAAACUUUACAAAAUGAUAGAACUCAGUAUAAUUCCUCUAAAUUCAAAUAUGACAUUUGUAUUUUACGAAGACGAAAUACUUCAACCACGAACAUUAGAAACAAAUGAAAUGGAAAAUCAAAUUACAUGCGAUAAUUGUAUUGCACAUUGUGAAAUAAAAAUGAGACAAGGUGUUUCAUUACUAAAAAAUUGUUAUAAAAAAUGUUGCAAGAAAUUAACAAAAAACGAUAGGAAUCGAAUUUUUUAUGAUUAUUAUUGUCAGGAUAAAAGUAUUGAUGCACGUGAGAAAUUUAUUUGCGAUAUGAUUAAAAAUAUAACAAUUUCAUUUAAUAAAAAAACAAAUUGCGUUGAUGAUUAUAAUUAUGAAAAUAAAAUGGAAUUUUGUCUUCAUACUGAAAAUGGAAUUGUUACAAUUUGUCAAUCAUGUUUUACAAGACUUAUUAAUGAAUCAUUUGAAUUCAUUGUAAAUACUGUAAAAAAUAAAAUGAACAAAUAUGGCGUUCAGUUGAAAUUAAAAAAUAAACAAAUGAUUUCUUCUUCUUCUUGUCAAAAACAAAAAAAGAUAAAAUCUGAUGAAUCCAAAUUGGAAAGUGCUGUAAAUCAUGUUGAGCAAAUAAUGGUAUUGAAUUCUUUUGUAAAAAAUGAUGACAACGAAUUCGAAGAUAAUGAUUCAUUAAAUGUUAAACAAGAAGUAAUUGAAAACACAAAUUUAAAUCCAAUUUCUAUUAAUGAAGUUGUAUUAAAAAUGGAAUGUACAGAUGAAAUUAAUAUUCCGGAUGAAGAUGUGGAGAUGAAAAGCAAUUCAGAAAAUAAUGCAAAUCAAGAAAAUGUGAAUGAAACAAAUUUUUCGAAUUAUUGUAUUGCAAAAAUGGAAAGUCAAGAAGAAGAUACUGUCACAGAUAAGAAAGAAGAGCUUGAAAUUUUUAAUUUAAAAAGUAAUUCAAGUCAAGAAAGUAUUAAAAUAAAAACAGAAUGUGAAGAAGAAAAUAAUAUUUUAGAUAAAGAUUCGAAGAGCCCUUUAAAUCAAUUAACAGAAUCAUCAUUAUCGCCUUUAAAAAGAAAAUCAAGUCAAAUUUCCAUCGAGAAUAAUGAACCAUUUCUUGGAUUAUCAAUAAUAAAAGAAGAAGUUGAUCUUGAAAAUGACAUUGAAUUGGAAACAGAAAAAUACACAGGUCCACCGGAAAAAAUUGCCAAAAUCAUUUCAAAUAAUAAUUCAAAUAUCAAUAACACCAAAGAACAAUUAAAUAUUCAAAUACCAACAAUUAAACAAGAGCCAAAAACAAAAGAACAGAAAACAAAUGAGAAAAACGAAACAACAAAUAAACCAAAAAAAAAACGUGUAACUAAAAAGAAAAUUGAUAAAGAGGAAUUAAAAUUAAUGCCAAGAAUGAAGAUACCAAUUGUUAAUUUUCGUCUGAAAUCAAGACGAGAAAAAUUCAUUGAACAAGAAUUGGAAAAGAUAUUACAAAAAUAUGGUAAAGAAACAGUAAUUGAAAAAAAUAUUCUUUCAACAUGUGAAGAUCCAUCAGAAGAUGAUAUAAAAAAAUUUCAUGAACAUUUAAACAAAUUUCCACUCUGUGAAAGUUAUCAUUAUAAUGAUAAAAGUUUAGAAAAAUAUUUACCAAUGGGUUUAACAACAAAAAUAAUGUACGAUCUUUAUAAACAAGAAAUGACACAGCCAAUUAGUAAUAUUUGGUAUAAUAAAUUAUUAGAGAAAACUAAUUUAAAAUUUCGUUCAUCAUUUUUAACAAAAUGUAAUGUAUGUAGCGCAGCUGCAAUUCAAUAUAAAGUAGCGCGUGAUUUAAGUGAGAAAAGUAAAAUAAAUUCACAUCGCACGGCACAUUUAAUUGAUUCCGAAGAAGCAAAUAAUGAACAAUCAUUAGAUGAGAGUAAUACAAAAAAUGAAAAACAACUUCUCGUCUGUUCUUUUGGUUUUCAACAAAGUUUACCAACACCUUAUCUCACUGAACCAAAUUCCUACUAUAAACAACGUCUCUGGACCUAUAAUUUCACAAUACGCAAUCAAUGUUCAAAAAAAGAUGAGAAAGUACGUAAAUUUUAUUUAUGGAAUGAAAAUGAAGGUAAACGAACAAUUAAUGAAAUUGCCUCCUGUUUAUAUUUAUAUUUAAAAAAUUUACCAUCACGCAUAACAAAAGUUAUUUUCUACUCCACAUGCAAUGAGGAUACAAUGAGUAAAAAUCUUGCCGCAAUGUUUUUAUAUUCAGUAAUAAAUCAUGAACAACUCGAAAGUGUUGAACAUAAAUUUUUAAUAGCCGGACAUUCACAAAUUGAAGUGAACCUCGGUAGUAAAAAUGUACAGGAAAUAAUAAAUUAUCAUCAGAAUAAAAUUCAUGAACCAAACGAUUGGUACGUGGCAUUUCGAAAAUAUAUGCAAGAUUCAGAAUGUGAAAUAAAAACGCGAAAUAAUUUUUAUAAUUUCAAUAUUAUUCGCGAUGAAAUUUUUCCCAAUAAUCAUGAAUUUAUUAAUGAGAAAAAUGUCAAAUGUCUACGUUAUACAAAACAGGGAAUUUUUUAUAAAACCGGAUGGUCAUCAACUAAUCGUUUUCAAAUGAUUAAUUUAAAUGAUUCACUGCAACAUCUUAGGACAAUGAAAUUGGAAAUUUUGCCAAGAGCAUCAAUUAGCGAAGAGAAAAAAAUGGAUCUUUUGUCAUUGAUACCAUUUCUAAGGGCAAAAACAGACAAUUUUUAUAAACAAUUAUUAUACGAUGAAUUAGAUUUAAAAAAUUCGGAAAUUACCGAAAAAUGUCAAAAGACAUCUGGUUCAACAAAUGAAAAAUGUGAAGAAAUUAAAACAAAGAAGAAAAAGGAAAACUCAAUGGUCAAAAAUAAAAAAUGUGAUGAAAAUGAUGAUAUUGAGGAAAUUUGUAUUAUAGAAAACAAAAUUCAACGAGAAGAAAAAACUACUAAUAAAUUUGAAUUAGUUUUAAUUAAAGAAGAAGAAUUCGAAUAAAGUUAAAUGAGAAAAUACGAAAUAAUAUAUUUAAGAAAAAACCAACUGUAAUUGUUACUUGUAAAUUAAAGUCAAACUUCUUUCAGUGUGUAUUUAAUUAAAAAUGUUUCGAUUAAAAUAAUUUUUAUUUAAA
Messenger RNA from Leptopilina boulardi, 6298 nucleotides. Its product is annotated as variant-silencing SET domain-containing protein-like. The transcript has 8 exons. Lineage: Eukaryota; Metazoa; Arthropoda; Insecta; Hymenoptera; Figitidae. The record is from RefSeq and is a predicted model, not a curated record. Bases 91 to 6165 code for a protein of 2024 amino acids.